Molecule: messenger RNA, 645 nt
Organism: Arabidopsis lyrata subsp. lyrata
Lineage: Eukaryota; Viridiplantae; Streptophyta; Magnoliopsida; Brassicales; Brassicaceae
Exons: 3
Source: RefSeq, a predicted model, not a curated record
GCUUAUCAUUCAUCUCGGGCUAACGGUGAGCUUAACGACAUGGUUGAACAUUAUGAGGGGCUGGUCCUUGGUCAGGAAAAGGAGAUUGACGCGUGGAAGAAAAAACUUUCUGCUCUUGAGGCUGAACUAAGCUCUUCUACCGGCUCCAAGCACGACCUGGAGGACAAAGUCGACAGUCUAACAUCCGAGCUGGCGAAGAUUAAGGGGGAGCUGCAGGAUCAGUACGACCAAAAUUUCAAACUCCAGGAUGAGCUUUCUGGUGUUCAGGGUAGGCUUCACGAAUCCGAAUCAACCGCCGAUACCCUGAAUAACCAACUCAUUGAGCUUAACGCGAAGUCGGCAUCGAAAGCCAGAAAGGAAGUUAAGAAGAGCGGGAUGGAGUUGAUCCAAGGGGCCAUCCGCUUCAUGCAGACCGAGAAGGCUAGGUCAGAUUUGGAAUCAGACAUCAAGGAGCACGAGAGCAACCUGAUUCUGUUGGAUCAAAUCCAUGAUACGGAUUUCUCCGAGGAGCAAGAAAGGACCGAACUGUCGGCUAAUCUUUCUGAAAAGCGGAGUCGCUUGGCAGCUCUUCCCACUUCGACCUUCAACCCGCAGGAUUUCGAGGAAUUCUUCACUGAAUCGCCUCCUAUAAGUGAAUCGGGUCUA